ANAAAACGUAACCUUUUUGCAGUCCCAUUUGCAGAAAACAAGGGGAAUACCAAGAUCUUACGUUUACUUCUUUCAAAUUUCACUUUUUCUUUUGAAAUCCCACCUCAUUUUUCACAUUUUCUGAGGAGAUUUUCGUUCAAAGUCUGUAGAUUAAUGGCGGCUUACAGAGCAGAAGAUGACUACGAUUAUCUCUUCAAAGUGGUUCUGAUAGGGGACUCGGGCGUGGGCAAAUCCAACUUGCUCUCGAGGUUCACCAGGAAUGAGUUCAGCCUCGAGUCCAAAUCCACCAUUGGCGUUGAGUUCGCGACCAGGAGCUUGACCGUCGAUGGGAAAGUCAUCAAGGCUCAGAUUUGGGACACCGCCGGCCAGGAGAGGUACCGUGCCAUCACGAGCGCGUACUACCGCGGGGCCGUGGGCGCCCUCCUCGUUUACGACGUGACGAGGCACUCGACGUUCGAGAGCGUCGAGCGGUGGCUCAAAGAGCUUCGCGACCACACGGACCCGAGCACGGUCGUGAUGCUCGUCGGCAACAAAUCCGACCUCCGACACCUCGUGGCCGUCUCGACUGACGCCGGGACCUCUUUUGCCGAGCGCGAGUCGCUCUACUUCAUGGAGACCUCCGCACUCGAUUCGACAAACGUGGACAAUGCGUUUACCGAGGUUCUAACGCAAAUACACCACACUGUGAGUAGGAAGACGAUGGACACGGGAGCCAAUGAGGAUGCGCCAGGUGUCCCUUCUAAAGGUGAGAAGAUUGACGUCACUAAGGACGUGACGCAUAUGAAGAAAGGUGGCUGCUGUUCUUCGUGAGCGAAGAGGAAGAAGAGAAUAUGGUUCGUUUUUUCGAUUUUUGCCUUUUGCGUUCGGAUUUUGUGAUUGGAGUGUAAAGGGAACUAAGUAAUUAUAGUUCAAUGAGGUAUCAUCCUAGGGGUGUAAUGACCACCGGGUAUUAUGCAUGGAGGAUGAGAUUUGGAAUUGUAAUGUUUAUUCUGAAUUUUUUUUUUUUUUCAGAUUUAAAUGAUUGUGGUAUUCAUUUAAGGGGUUCUGUUCUUGGGAUUUUUUUAGGGUGUUGUUGAGAAGUUGGAUUCAUUUUUUUAGGUGGUAUUUGUGAAUUGUUAGGGUCUUGUAAUUGCAGUGCAGUGCUGUCUUUAAAUCAGUAUACUAUAGUGCCCGGGGUGGCCUCGAAUUACAAAG
Messenger RNA from Striga asiatica, 1194 nucleotides. The record is from the annotation of a GenBank genome assembly. Lineage: Eukaryota; Viridiplantae; Streptophyta; Magnoliopsida; Lamiales; Orobanchaceae.